Molecule: messenger RNA, 177 nt
Organism: Lottia gigantea (owl limpet)
Lineage: Eukaryota; Metazoa; Mollusca; Gastropoda; Lottiidae
Exons: 1
Source: RefSeq, a predicted model, not a curated record
AUAUUUAAUAAUGAUUUAGUUUAUGCUUAUAAGUCGGGAUAUUCAUGUUUAACAGCCAUAAGAAAUAUAUCCGAAAACAUCUAUAGAUCCUUGAUUCAUAAUGAAUUAUGUGGUUUGAUAUUUAUUGACUUUAAAAAAGCUUUUGAUUUAGUGAACCAUUCUUUGUUAUUGGACAAA